AUGGCCGACACAAGCACUCAAACCCAACCUCGAGCCCAGACCCAACCUCCCUCACAGCCCGCCGCAACAACACAAGACCCUAACUCCCGCGCAACCGGUGCCGGUGCCAAUACAGGCGCUGGGGUCACGCGGCCGAAGACGGAGGCUGAGAUUGAAGCUGAUAGGCGUUAUGAGGAAGCUAUGGAGGAGGAGUAUGCUAAGCGGGAGGGUGGGGCUUAG
This is a messenger RNA of Dichotomopilus funicola, 219 nucleotides long. RefSeq lists its product as uncharacterized. The record is from RefSeq and is a predicted model, not a curated record. The coding region runs from base 1 to 219 and encodes 72 amino acids. The transcript has a single exon. NCBI's taxonomy places the organism in Eukaryota, Fungi, Ascomycota, Sordariomycetes, Sordariales, Chaetomiaceae.